UAUCAUUUUCUAAUUCUGCCGUCCUCUGUAACCAAGACUCAAACAACAAGACAACUAAUACUAGUAAUUCUUUUUUGUCUUGAUGUUGUGCUGGCAACUCUGGAUUUUCCGACAGCACCAAGCUCUUCGAUUCUUCCUAUGUAUCUUUCUUCUCUGUCAAUAUCUCCCUUCCUUAAUCUUGGAAAAAGAAGAAACAUUCUCAGAAACAGAAGAACAGCCCCAAAAGCUUUAACUGUUUCACAGAUAUAUUGGUGGAGCUAUGCCCUGUUUAUCAUAUGUUGAAGUGAUAUCUCCAUUACCAUCAAGACGUCUGUUGCAGAACUCUGCAUCGAAGCAGCCUUACUCGGGCUUGUUCUUUUUUCUUGGAAGCCUCGUUAUUCUUAUAAUCCUGGUUGUUCUCAUUCUCAUCCUAUGCAAGUUUUUCAAACCAGGAAAACUGCGAGCUUUGAUUGGUCGCACAGCUAAGCCUCAAGGGACGAGUGAUGCCCUUAGUGUACAUCUUCGUACAAUAAGCUACUUUAACUUCCAUACAUUGAAGAAGGCCACGAAGAAUUUUCAUUCAAAUAACCUACUUGGAAGUGGUGGAUUUGGUCCGGUUUUCUUGGGGAAGCUAGGAGAUGGGCAGUUGAUUGCUGUCAAGAAGCUGUCUGUUGACAAAUCACAGCAAGGGGAACGGGAGUUCCUUGCAGAGGUGCGGCUAAUAACAAGCAUACAGCACAAGAAUCUGGUCCGCCUUCUCGGCUGUUGCUCAGAUGGGGCUCAGAGGCUGCUCGUCUAUGAAUACAUGAAGAAUAGGAGCUUGGACCAAAUAUUAUAUGGAAAGAGUAAUAUAUUCCUUAACUGGAAAGCUCGGCACCAGAUAAUUUUAGGGAUCGCACGAGGAUUACAGUAUCUUCAUGAGGAUUCACACAUUAGAAUUGUCCACAGGGACAUCAAAGCCAGCAAUAUUCUGUUGGAUGACAAAUUCCAACCAAGAAUUGGAGAUUUUGGCCUAGCAAGGUUUUUCCCUGAAGAUCAAGCAUAUCUCAGCACUGCAUUUGCUGGAACCUUAGGCUAUACAGCUCCUGAAUAUGCCAUUAGAGGAGAACUGACUGAAAAGGCUGAUAUAUACAGUUUUGGUGUUCUUGUCCUAGAAAUUAUCAGUUGCCGGAAGAAUACAGAUCUUUCUUUGCCUUCAGAAAUGCAAUAUCUCCCCGAAUAUGCAUGGAAGCUAUACGAAAGGUCAAGAUUAAUUGAUCUAGUUGAUCCCAAGAUGCGGGAAGAUGGCAUUGUGGAAAAGGAUGUCAUGCAAACAAUAUAUGUGGCUUUCUUAUGUCUUCAGCCGCAUGCAAAUUCAAGACCACCGAUGUCUGAGAUUGUUGCAAUGUUGAUACGCAAUGUUGCAAUAGUUGAAACACCAACUAGACCAGCUUUCUUAAAUCGAAAGAGAAGGAACGACAAGAAGCUUUCUUGGGAUACCAUAACAGAUGGUUUCCCUUCUCCUCUGCAGAGUGAUUCACCUUCAAAGUAGGGUGCUGUACGCCUCCACGGGAAGCUAAAUCAUUGAAUAUGGUUGAUCCUGAUUCUUUUUAUCUUCUGUGUGUUGUCAAUAGUAUUUGUACAUAUAUAUGUAGAAAAGAAUACAACCAAGGUUGCUUUUUCUAAUUUUCUGCAGGGAUGAGGAAUUAUAGUUUGAGUGUAUUAGUUAACAUGAUUGCAAAGUGCUUUUGGUGAUUGAAACUGCAUCGUGAACGUAAUUUCUUGAUGAGGAAGUUGCACUUUGUUUCAGAAGAAUAAGAGCAAGGAAAGGAAUAACAUCUAGUAAAAUAAGGAGAGAAAGGGAAAAGGAAUAUCAUUUACCUAUUUUUGGUUCAAUCAAAAUAG
Nicotiana tabacum (common tobacco) is the source of this 1863-nucleotide messenger RNA. RefSeq names its product cold-responsive protein kinase 1. The record is from RefSeq and is a predicted model, not a curated record. Lineage: Eukaryota; Viridiplantae; Streptophyta; Magnoliopsida; Solanales; Solanaceae. Gene Ontology annotation, biological process: protein phosphorylation. Gene Ontology annotation, molecular function: ATP binding; protein kinase activity.